UCAAUUUUUCUCCAGAUGGUUGAGAACUAAAUUCUACAGGUUUUUAGUCAUUUGAACUUUGAAGUCCUUGCCCACCAGUGAUGGAAGAAGUACAUUAAUUAAUAAUACUUGAGCGAUUCUGUCGGUUCAUUUCAUUUUGUUAUCAAUCAUUAGAAUGGCACAUGAUUUCUCGCCAGGAUUGAAUCCAUACACCUACCCAUAACUUAAAUCAAGAAUAUAUCAUGGAUGAAACCAUAUCGAAUGUGCACGACCUGAUAUAUCCCAGCCCUGUCACCUUGAAAGAAAUCUCAUCUAUCGUAGUUGUUGCGGAAUUAUGGCGUGAAGAAAUCUGCGCACACAUCGAAGGUGACCGUUUACAGAAUUUAUAUUUUUUAUAUUCGAGCGAAAAUAAGAAUAACAUUCGAUUGAAAACUGUGAUUCCCAAUUUGCCAUCUGUUAUUCACGAUUUCCUGCAAGAUUAUGUCGAGACAUUCAGAGUGUCAAUCUUCCGAUGGCUGCACUAUCAUCAGGAGAAUGUAUUCGCUUGCAGCGAGGGUGGUGUGAGGAGCAUUUUGAGCCGUUUCUAUGAUUUUUCAUGGGACUGGAAUGGCACCAUUCACUAUCCGCGCACAGCCAAACGUAUGAUGUUGUGCGAUCAAUUUACCGAAGAUGAGAAAUUCAAGAUCGCUUGUUUGUACUGCUUUGAAGACGAUAUCAAACAAAUUUGGCCAUUUAUCAGUGCGAAGAUGGAUUUGCAUUGUGUUGAUUUCCACGACUUUCCACAGUUGUUCUACUGGAUUUGCUUUCUUAGAAACGAACUCCACAAAGUACCCAAUCCACGUAAUUCAACUACAGCGGAGGAGAUGCUUUACGAAUGCGAAUCAAAAUCAAUUAACCAUUCGUUUGUGAAAUAUUUUUGGGAUCGCGUACCUUCUGAUAAACAGCCACAAAUAGUUAUAGAACGGUUUAAGAUUUGGUCGGAAUUAUUCUGUAGGUUUAUAUUACAAAAACUAAACCAACACCAGCUCGAGAUGUUUCUAACUGCGAAAGGUGCUGAUUUCAUAGGAUUUUUGUUGUGUUUUGAAAGCGCUUCGAUACGUUGUGCUUUUGGAUCUUGGAUGUACAUUCAAAAUGUAAUCAGCAGUAGUCAUUUCAUCAGUUAUGUCAACGAAUCACUUCGGUUAGAGGCUGUCACAGGUGAAUUGUUUUAUGCCUCGAAUAAAGCGUAUUUGUUCCGCGAGAUAUGGAAAAGUGCUCCGCAGCAUUUGAAACGAUCGGCAUUGGAAAAUGUACUGUCCAACAAUCCGUCGUAUCUUAGUGAAAAUAAGUUAGUCCACGAGCGUAAACCAGUGAAAUUUCUCAUCGCUCUACUGCAGGAUGCUACUGUCGAAGAGAGAAACAAUUUUUGGCGUGAAAAUUGGCGUAAUUUGAUCAGCGAAUGCGGUGCGGAUAACGAUGAUUUUUUGCAAGUGGUGAAAUUGUGCUUACGAACAGAAAACGAAAUUGCAACGAUGGCGAGAUAUGAAAAUAUCGCCGAUUACUGCGUCGAGUUGCUGGAACUGGGAUUGUUUAAAAAAUUAAACGACUGUUUGUCUGUUUUCUGCUCCGAUGUGCGCAAAAUAAACGAGUUGAAACGGCGAUUAUUGUGGUCGAAUUAUGUCGGCAAAAAUUCUGUAGUGAAGAUGAUGAUAUUUAGAAACAUCGACUCGCUGAGUGAGUUCGUCAACGAUGCUUUUCAAGAUGCUGCUGAUCUCGGCGUCGAAUUUAAACGCCAAUUCGCAUCAUCACCUGUAACCCAAGACUGUUUAUUGAAAUGGAUUUUCCAGUACGAUGCCGUUUACGCGAAGAAGUUUGUCGGCAGUUUGUUUUCAGAUGGACAAGUAGUAGUGCCUGUGAAAAAACUCUUAUUUGAACGUUUCAAAGAGAGUCUGAUUAAUGGUAAUUUUUCUUACAAGUAUAGCGAAUAUGUGCAAAAAAAUCUUAUUUGGUUGUUGGGUAGCGCAGGGGAAGUUAUCAAAUUCAAGCAAUCGAUAUGAGUUGAGGAUAUUUCUCUCAAUAUGUUGCCAGCUCAGCUGAGAAGAUUGGUAACAGGAGAAGUUGAUAAUAACGAUGAUGAUUUCAAACCCGAAUUUCCCGAGAUGCUGGAUUAUUUUUUAACGUGGUAUUUUAACGAAAAUAAAGGAGAAAUUGAUAAGUUCAUAAAGCAAUUUUUUGGUGAAACGGUGUCGUUCGCUCCUAGAAGUAAGGAAACAUAUUAACGAAUGGUGUAGCUUAUGGUCUAAUAUUUCGAAUCUGAAGUUAGUCUUAUCUACUUAGGUACACAAUUCAGCUUGUCAAAAUAUAAUUAAUACGUAUCGUUUAUCUGUUUUGUGGUUUUAUUCUUACUACAUUGGUGAUGUUAUUAUGAAUUGUGGUAAGAUAUUGAUUAUCAAGUAGUAGAUAUACCUAAUAAUCGAUUGUAUCACUUUAAUAAUGUUCUUUUUACCUAUUAAAAUAAUGGUAACUAUAAUUCAA
Molecule: messenger RNA, 2493 nt
Organism: Planococcus citri (citrus mealybug)
Lineage: Eukaryota; Metazoa; Arthropoda; Insecta; Hemiptera; Pseudococcidae
Exons: 2
Coding region: 222-2015 (597 amino acids)
Source: RefSeq, a predicted model, not a curated record